Messenger RNA from Prorocentrum cordatum, 348 nucleotides. NCBI's taxonomy places the organism in Eukaryota, Dinophyceae, Prorocentrales, Prorocentraceae. The record is from the annotation of a GenBank genome assembly.
AUGUGCGGCGAUCGAUGUAUGCCAAUAUUCGAUACGAUGCCGGCAGGGGAGGAGUCCAACAUGAUGAUGUACCUGGCCGUCGUCGAGAACGAAGUCUCGAAGCUCCUGAAGAUCUACGACGCCAUCCGGGACGAAGACGACGCCGAGACCACCAGGCCCGUCCGUCCCGCCGGGGCGUCCACGAACUUCCAGAUCAAGUUGCCCAGCACGGUCGAGGACUACUCCGAGGACGAGGACGACGACGACGAGGACGACCAGCGGCCCUUCACGCGCGACGAGCUCAAGAUCAAGGAGGGGGGACGAAAAAGCAGCAAGAAGCACGAAGAAACAAGAAGUCGCGCAACAUGA